Recurvomyces mirabilis is the source of this 1119-nucleotide messenger RNA. RefSeq lists its product as uncharacterized. Bases 1 to 1119 code for a protein of 372 amino acids. NCBI's taxonomy places the organism in Eukaryota, Fungi, Ascomycota, Dothideomycetes, Mycosphaerellales, Teratosphaeriaceae. The record is from RefSeq and is a predicted model, not a curated record. The transcript has 3 exons.
AUGGACGAAGCCAUCAAGAUCGUCUGCGCGAAGAACUUCCAUCAACGCCUUUGGGUGCCUGCUACGCCAGAGCACGAACGAUUGCGUGUGAUAUACUCGACCUCGAGCAACUUUGAUGAUGACAGCUUGCCUGCUUUCCUAUUCUGUGGUCCAAUGUUUGGAAGUAGGUGGAAUUGCCUUGACUUUGACUACUUCUUCCGACAGAACAAGGUUAGAGUGAUAUGUGUGGAUAGGCCGUCGAUGGGAGGCUCUACGUCUGUCGAUAUCAGCAUCCGCGUAAAGGUCUGGCUGGAGACUGUGCCUAUCUUGCUUCAGGAGCUCAACGUCAAGCAUGUCCACCUUCUCUCACAUAGCGCAGGCACGAUCUACGUGCUCAAUACUCUAUAUCAUCACCGAGACAUCCUGUACCCGGACCGACCACAAAUUGCCAUGCUCGCCCCUUGGGUACAUAACAGCCAUUCUAACGCUACGCUGAUGAACAUCGUCUCGAAGAUCCCUAACUCACUUUUCGGCAGCUGGAGCAACAUCACGAAAUUCGUUGCUGGUCGGAUCAUGCCGGCUACUGCGUGGUCUGGUGGUGCACUGGCCUGGUCCGGUGGUGCUUUGACGGCUGUUGGGAAUUUGUUUCAAUCUUCAUCAGGAACGGAGGAUGUGGCGAAGGAUGAUGCGGAGCUGACGCCGGAGGAGAAGUAUGGUGUGCCGGAUGAGAUUGCACAGCAUAUCGAGAAGCUGAGGAUGAAGUACUGUCUUGCUGAAAGCUGGGCGGCGGGCAAUGAGGACGCUAUGCUGUGCUUGAAGAAGGGUGGAACAGGACUUUGGGGGAUUUGUGAAGAGUAUCCGGAGUAUGUGCAGUCGCUCGUAAGUUUGGAGAAGUCAAGGCGGAACACGACAGAUCUAGCACCGAAGCUUAGCAUAAGAGUGUUCUUCGCCGAGUCGGACGUGAUGAUUGGGAAGGAGGGCGCAGCUUAUUUCAAGCAGUGCUGGGCUCGAGAUGGUGUCCAAGAUGUGAUUGACCUUCAGUUCCACGAUCUACCCGGAACAAACCACGAUUCUGCGAUACUGGACGUCAAGAAGGGCGGACUGAAGCCAGUCUUCGAGGAAGUCACACAAGGGGUUUAG